AUGGACCCGACCGGUCGUCUGGGCAACAAGCUGUGUCAGUACUCGUCGUUCUGGGCGCUGCAGCGCCGCGAAUGGCUGCAGCUGCCGGUGUUGCCAGAGGCCUGCGCCCGCCAGCAGGAGAACUUCUUGAGCAUCAGCUACUUCCACUACGGCGAGAGCGGCACGGGACUGUCGGACGGGCCCCUCCUCCUGCUCGACCACCCGUGCUCGUUGACCGAAUUCCACCCGUACCGGCGCGAGCUGCUGCAGCAGCUGCGCUGGCGGCCCGAGGUGCGGUCCAUGUACAACGGCAGCCUAGUGGGCGAUGUGUACCUCCGUCGUGCGCUCGAGCUGUGUCGGCAACGCUACCACCGGCCCGUGUUCGUCGUGUCGAGCGACGACCUGGCCUGGUGCGGCCGUCAUCUGGCAGCUGCCGACGUGGUGUUGGCCGGCUCGACGGGCGCCGGCGCGGCUGGCCGCGACAUGGCGCUGCUCGCCCAGUGCAACCACACGGUCAUGACGCACGGCACGUACGGCUUCUUCGCUGCCUUUUUGGCCGGCGGCGACGUGGUGGUACCGGUGGGCUUCGGUACCAUGGAGGACUACCUCACCAGUAUGAUGCGAAGUACCGGUUUUAACCUCACCACCGUGCCAGUCGAGUGA
Molecule: messenger RNA, 642 nt
Organism: Pollicipes pollicipes
Lineage: Eukaryota; Metazoa; Arthropoda; Thecostraca; Pollicipedomorpha; Pollicipedidae
Product: galactoside alpha-(1,2)-fucosyltransferase 2-like
Exons: 3
Coding region: 1-642 (213 amino acids)
Biological process (GO): carbohydrate metabolic process
Cellular component (GO): membrane
Molecular function (GO): galactoside 2-alpha-L-fucosyltransferase activity
Source: RefSeq, a predicted model, not a curated record